Molecule: messenger RNA, 1882 nt
Organism: Capsicum annuum
Lineage: Eukaryota; Viridiplantae; Streptophyta; Magnoliopsida; Solanales; Solanaceae
Product: E3 ubiquitin-protein ligase RGLG2
Exons: 12
Coding region: 299-1618 (439 amino acids)
Source: RefSeq, a predicted model, not a curated record
AUAUAAAUAGACCAAACAUGUCGUGAUGUGUUGUAGUUGGGAGUUAUCCUAUGUAGCUACAAAAAUUGUAUAAUUUGUAAGAGAAGUUUCAGAGAAAUUACAUGAGAGACGUACGCUACAGAAUAAGAGAAAAACAAUCGGUAGGUCCACUCGUAAAAGCAUAAACAAUAAACAUAGAAAAAGCUUCAUUGUCUAACCUACUUCCCCCCUAGCCCCCCUCCACCGAUUCUUGUACGCACAGAGACUGAUAGAAUCUCAAGUAAUGCAGCAAAAACUGGGCGCCACUUGAACAGACUUCAUGGGUGGCAAGAGUUCAAAGAGUUCAACUAGUGGUCGAUAUGCAUCAUAUGGAUCCAGUUCAAAUUCAGGUUAUCAUAGCUAUACGCAGUCACCAUAUACUCAACCAACCUACAAUUAUCCACCACCACCUUCUUAUCAAUCAUAUGGUGGUCCACCUCCUGAAUCAAGGAAAAGGCUCGACAGGAAAUACUCAAAGAUAGAUGAUGACUACAACAGUUUAGAACAGGUCACUGAUGCCCUUGCACGUGCUGGGUUAGAGUCAUCAAACUUAAUUGUUGGCAUUGAUUUUACCAAGAGCAAUGAGUGGACUGGUGCAAGGUCAUUCCACCGGAAAAGUUUGCAUCACAUUGGGGAUGGCCAAAAUCCAUAUGAACAAGCAAUAUCGAUUAUUGGAAGAACGCUGUCAAAAUUCGAUGAGGACAACCUAAUUCCUUGUUUUGGAUUUGGAGAUGCCUCCACACAUGAUCAAGAAGUCUUCAGCUUCUUCCCCGAUGAGAAAUUUUGUAAUGGAUUCGAGGAAGUACUGGGUAGAUAUAGAGAAUUAGUUCCCCAAUUAAGGCUUGCAGGGCCAACAUCAUUUGCUCCUGUUAUUGAAAUGGCAAUCACUAUUGUUGAGCAGAGUGGUGGUCAGUACCAUGUUUUAUUGAUAAUAGCAGAUGGACAGGUUACAAGAAGUGUAGAUACUGUGAAUGGUCAAUUAAGCCCUCAAGAAAAGAGGACGGUUGAAGCAAUUGUUAAAGCUAGUCAAUACCCCUUGUCAAUUGUUUUAGUUGGGGUUGGAGAUGGGCCAUGGGACAUGAUGAGGGAAUUUGAUGACAACAUCCCUGCUCGAGCCUUUGACAAUUUCCAGUUUGUUAAUUUUACAGAUAUCAUGGCCAAAAAUGUGGGUCGGUCCAGGAAAGAAGCAGAAUUUGCCUUAUCAGCAUUGAUGGAAAUACCUGCUCAGUACAAAGCAACUUUGGAGCUGAACAUCCUGGGUGUUCGUAGAGGGAAUGAAAUUGACAGGAUUCCUCUCCACCCUCCUUGCUAUGGUGCUGCUUCUUUUGGUGCAUCAAAACCUUCACAAAACAGUAGUUACCGUCCAAGUGCACCUUCUUCUAGCGGACACAACUCAGCUGUUGGAAGCGGAUAUAAAUCAGCUGCUGGAUCAAGUCAUCCAGCAAGUUCUGCAGAUAAUCAUCUUUGUCCCAUCUGCAUAACCAAUCCGAAGGACAUGGCAUUUGGUUGCGGACAUCAGACAUGUUGUGAAUGUGGGCAAGAUCUGCAAUUGUGCCCCAUCUGCCGGGACAGCAUUCAAACUAGGAUAAGACUUUACUGAGUCUCACUUCUCUUGAUGGAAGAAUAAAUUGCUGCUAUUCAGAAAUCGUCUGAUUCUUAUAUUAUUGGGAGCUGUUUCAUAAAUUAGUUUUUGCUGAUGGAUAUCAAUGUCAGCAGUAUUAGAUGUCCUUUUAAUUUAGAGAUGAUACAUUUCAGUAUUUUGCUCUGUACAUAGAUUUUUAUUUGAAGGCCACUCAUUGUUCAUUGAGUUUGGUGCUCAAUGUGCAAGUAAAUUUCUGCUUUCCACCUGUGUUCAUUGGGCAAA